AUGGAUCUCGACCGGGACCACCAGCCUCAGACUCAGACUCAGACUCAGACUACACCUCGGAAGCAGGACGCUCGUAGUCCGACCCCUCCACCGCACCGGUCCAGCCCCGCGACCGCAGACGCCGAUGUCUUCAAGUUGGCCGGCAACAAAUUUUUCAAGAGCGGUGACUACCCCCGCGCCAUCCAGGAAUACAACAAGGCCCUCGAGAUCGUUCCGAAUUCCUCCAUCUACCUGUCCAACCGCGCCGCUGCAAACCUCGCCGCCAACCGCUACCUCGAUGCUCUGCACGAUGCCGAACGCGCCCUUGAACUCGACCCGGCCAACCCUAAGAUCCUACACCGUCUGGCUCGCAUCCUGACGGGGCUGGGCCGUCCCGCCGACGCCCUCGAUGUGCUCGCCCGUGUCCAGCCGCCGGCCACCGCCACCGACCGCGCCCCCGCCGAGAAGAUGCGCCGCUUCGUCGAGCAGGCCCGUGAGACCCUGGCCCAGGAGCGCGGCGUCUCCAUGGCCCUCUUCUGCCUCGACCAGGCCCGCCAGGGCUUGGGCCAGGGCGUCAAGGAACCCCGCUCCUGGUCCCUGCUGACCGCCGAUGCCCACCUGCGCAUGGCCUCGGACACCUCGCUGGCCAAGGCCCAGGACAUCGCCAUGCGCCUCCUGCGGGACAACAGCCAGGACCCGGACGCCCUGCUCAUCCGCGCCCGCGCCUUCUACGCCCGCGGCGACACCGAGCAGGCCCUCAAGUCGCUGCGCCUCUGCCUCGGCCUCGACCCGGACAUGAAGCCCGCCCUGACCAUGCUGCGCACCGUCCAGAAGCUGACCCGCACCAAGGAGGAGGGCAACGCCGCCUUCAAGGCCCGCGACUACCCUCGCGCCGUCGAGCGCUACACCGCCGCCCUCGCCGUCGACCCGGCCAACAAGGACCAGAACGCCAAGAUCCUGCAGAACCGCGCCCAGGCCCACAUCCAACUGCAGGACUACGACCGCGCCGUCGCCGACUGCGACGAGGCCCUGCGCCUCGACCGUACCUACCUCAAGGCCCAGAAGAUGCGUGCCAAGGCCCACGCCGGCGCCGGCCGCUGGGACGACGCCCUUAACGACUACCGCGCCGUCGCCGAGGCCAACCCCACCGAGAAGGGCAUCCAGGAGGAUGUGCGCCGCGCAGAGUUCGAGCUCAAAAAGGCCCAGCGCAAGGACUACUACAAGAUCCUCGGCGUCGGCAAGGACGCCUCCGAAAACGAAAUCAAAAAGGCCUACCGCAAGCUGGCCAUCCAAUACCAUCCUGACAAAAACCGUGACGGCGAAGCCGGCGAUGAGAAAUUCAAGGAGAUUGGAGAAGCCUACGAAACCCUCAUUGAUCCUCAGAAACGCGCCGCAUAUGACAAUGGCGACGACCUCAUCGAUCCCUCUGAAAUGUUUGGCCGCGGCGGCUUCGGCGGCAUGGGAGGCAUGGGAGGCAUGGGCGGUAUGGGCGGUAUGGGCGGCGCCACGCACAUCAACAUCGACCCCAACAUCCUUUUCAACAUGAUGAACGGCGGCGGCGGCGGCGGUGGGUUCCAGCAGGCAGGCGGGAAUCCGUUCGGUUCUCGAGGGGGAUUCUCCGCCGGAGGGUUCCCAUUCUAG
Molecule: messenger RNA, 1620 nt
Organism: Penicilliopsis zonata CBS 506.65
Lineage: Eukaryota; Fungi; Ascomycota; Eurotiomycetes; Eurotiales; Aspergillaceae
Exons: 3
Coding region: 1-1620 (539 amino acids)
Molecular function (GO): protein binding
Source: RefSeq, a predicted model, not a curated record